Messenger RNA from Oncorhynchus tshawytscha (Chinook salmon), 1298 nucleotides. RefSeq names its product zinc finger protein 239-like. Gene Ontology annotation, molecular function: RNA polymerase II cis-regulatory region sequence-specific DNA binding; DNA-binding transcription factor activity, RNA polymerase II-specific. Lineage: Eukaryota; Metazoa; Chordata; Actinopteri; Salmoniformes; Salmonidae. The transcript has 2 exons. The coding region runs from base 89 to 1207 and encodes 372 amino acids. Gene Ontology annotation, biological process: regulation of transcription by RNA polymerase II. The record is from RefSeq and is a predicted model, not a curated record.
CAGAGUGAAAGAGGAGGAGGAUGUUACAGUAAAAGAAGAGGAGAAAGAGGAGGAGGAUGCAGUUUAUGGCGUGAAAGAGAAGGGGGAGAUGACUGUCACAUUGGAGGAAGAAGAGGAGGUUGGAGAUCUGUUUAACACCAGAGAGAUACGGGACUAUCGUGGAUCCUCUGGGGAGCCUCAACAACCUCAUGAUGCUGAAGAGGCAGAGAUGAGUCUCUCCAGAUCAGAACACCUCAAUAAACACCUGCAGAGAUCCACAGGGAAGAGACCUCACUGCUGCUCUGACUGUGGGAAGAGAUUCACCUCCUCAUCAGGCAUUAAAAUUCAUCAGAGAAUCCACACAGGAGAGAAACCUUAUAGCUGUGGUCAAUGUGGAAAGAGGUUUACUCAGUCAACAGGCCUGAUAUCACACCAGAGAAUACACACAGGAGAUAAACCUUAUUGCUGUGAUCAAUGUGCGAAGAGUUUUACUACAUCUAGCACUCUGACUUUACACCAGAGAAUACACACAGGAGAGAAACCUUAUAGCUGUGGUCAAUGUGGGAAGAAGUUUACUCAGUCAACCGGCCUGAUAUCACACCAGAGAAUACACACAGGAGAUAAAUCUUAUUGCUGUGAUCAAUGUGAGAAGAGUUUUACAACAUCUGUCUCUCUGACUUUACACCAGAGAAUACACACAGGAGAGAAACCUUAUAGCUGUGGUCAAUGUGGGAAAAGUUUUGGUCAAUCUGGCAAUCUGACAGUGCACCAGAGAAUACACACAGGAGAUAAACCUUAUAGCUGUGAUCAAUGUGGGAAGAGGUUUACCACAUCUGUCUCUCUGACAGUGCACCAGAGAAUACACACAGGAGAGAAAUCUUAUAGCUGUGGUCAAUGUGGGAAAAGUUUUGGUCAAUCUGGCAAUCUGACAGUGCACCAGAGAAUACACACAGGAGAGAAACCUUAUAGCUGUGAUCAAUGUGGGAAGAGUUUUACUACAUCUGGCUCUCUGACUUUACACCAGAGAAUACACACAGGAGAGAAACCUUAUAGCUGUGAUCAAUGUGGGAAAAGUUUUACUACAUCUGGCUCUCUGACUUUACACCAGAGAAUACACACAGGAGAGAAGUCUUAUAGCUGUGAUCAUUGUGGGAAGAGUUUUACUACAUCUGGCUCUCUGACAGUGCACCAGAGAACACACACAGGAGAGAAACUUCGUAACUUAUAACCGUUGUCAAUGUGGGAAGAGUUUUACUACAUCUAGCCAGCUGACUUCACACACAGGAGAGACAUCUCUUAACUAUAAUCAAUGUGGUAAG